Messenger RNA from Tupaia belangeri chinensis (Chinese tree shrew), 243 nucleotides. Its product is annotated as protein CEBPZOS-like. Bases 1 to 243 code for a protein of 80 amino acids. The transcript has a single exon. The record is from RefSeq and is a predicted model, not a curated record. Lineage: Eukaryota; Metazoa; Chordata; Mammalia; Scandentia; Tupaiidae.
AUGGCCCACCCGAUGGAACCACUGGCAAAGAAAAUCUUUAAAGGAGUUUUAGUAGCUGAACUUAUGGGCAUUUUUGGAGCAUAUUUUUUGUUUAAUAAGAUGAACACAAGCCAAGAUUUUGGGCAAACAAGGAAGAAGAAAUUCCCUUUCAUCUUAAAAGUUUAUUACAAAUCCAUUGAACAAUCUGGGCUGUAUAGGAUCAGAGAACAAGAUCAAGAAAAAUGGCUGAAUAGCAAAAAUUAG